AUGUCCCCUAAGAAGCGUCGUAUGAACGAUGGAGCAACCAUCAACUCCGAAAAGAUCACCACCUUGGAACUUCAGGUUGAGAAUCUCCGAUCGGAAAAUGAACAUCUUACCUCGGAAAACGAAUCUCUCAAGAUUAGCACUUUGGAGCGUCAGGUUGAGACUCUGCGAUCGGAAAACGAACGUCUUACUUCGCAAAACAAAUCUCUCAAGCAGGACCUUGAGAUCACCGAACCUUCUCCAGGGCAGGAGUCUACCCCAACUCCGGACCAUCUAGGCACAGCGCUUAAUCAUGUUCGCGACGUUGCAUCGAAGCUCAAUAUAACCCUCCGAGAACCGAACCAGGGAAAUGAGUUUUCAGUUCUGUGCGGUGUGGUCUCUCAGAAGUGGAAGCUCACCAGUCUAAAGUGUUUCUUCCAAGAGUACUCUGGACUUCCUGAAAUAAAAGGCCGCGUGUUCUGCCUUGAGCAGAUUAGCUAUAACUAUGCCGCUGUGCAGGAUUCCGUCCUUGGGAAGGACCUUACACGCUGUCCCGCGCAUGAACGUCACCAUGGUGAGUGCGUUUGGGUCUCCAAGCGAGGAUCUGGCUGGAUUGUCGGCAGUGGCCGGCUUAGCUCUGGCGGAAAGAAGGGGUCACGGACAGUAGACUGA
Fusarium coffeatum is the source of this 648-nucleotide messenger RNA. RefSeq lists its product as uncharacterized. NCBI's taxonomy places the organism in Eukaryota, Fungi, Ascomycota, Sordariomycetes, Hypocreales, Nectriaceae. The record is from RefSeq and is a predicted model, not a curated record. The coding region runs from base 1 to 648 and encodes 215 amino acids. The transcript is spliced from 4 exons.